AUGAUAACGGCUAAUUUAACUAUCGAAUCUCCACCUACUUCGGUCAUUCGUCCCAAUGGACAUAGUCAUACUGAUACAAUUACUUUCCAUGCUGUGGGAAAUGCGGGUGAUAGUAAUAUUCGUCAUGAAAGGAAAGGUACUCAAUCUUCAGUAUCUUCAUCUAACGAAGAGACUUCAGCUGAAUAUGAAGGAGGAACCAAGAAUGGCCAACAUACUCAUGCUAUCGUUUUAAUUGGGUUAAGAGGAGUGGGGAAACUGACAUUGGCAUUAAUGGCUCUGGCAGCUUUGAAAUUCAAAUAUGUUGGUGUCGAAAAUUGUGUUCGUGAUUAUACUGGUAUGCCAGAAGCAUUAUAUUUAAAUAAAGUAUCAUUGGAUGAAUAUAAGGAUUUACAAUAUAGAUUGAUUACUCAAUCAUUAACUGAAAAUGAACAUAAAAAUUCUAUUUAUGUCUUACCUUCUUCAUCAAUUGAUAAUGUUAAAGUGGUUGAAUUUUUACAAAAGAAUGCUAAAAAGUAUUGUAUUAUAAAUAUUGAAUGUGAAGAAUUAAGGAUCCUUAAUUAUAUGGAAUAUUCAAAUGAUAUGGAAAAGGGAAUUCAAAUGAUUCAAGCUAAAGUCUUAAAAUAUAGAUCCAUUGCAAAUUUUAAUUUCUUUAAUCUUCAUUCUGAUUUAACUAUGAUUCAAAGAAAUCUAAUCUCAAUUGGUAAUACCGAUAACAACUCAGAAGAAGAUGAAGAUGAAGAUACUAAUCAGCAUCAUCAUCAUUUGCUUUUAAAACCAUUGGAACGAGAAUUUGUUCAAUUCUUAACAUUCAUAAUCAAAGGUUCAAACUCGGCUUCAACUAUAUCCGGAGAUUUACAUUUGAAAUUAUCUAUCGAUAAGAAAUUCUCUCUGUGUUUACAAAUCAGAUAUCCUCAAGUUUUGAAUCUUAAUUUCUGGGAUAAUAUCGAUGAAAUAAUCUAUGGAGUUGAUGCUUUAGAAGUUAAAAUCGAUAUUAUCUUAUUAACAAGACAAAUCAAUAAUGCUUAUGCGAUAGUAAAAUUAGAAGAAUUCAUAGCUCAAUUGAAAAGAAUUACCAAUUGUUCUUUACCCAUAGUAUUAAGUAUUCAUAAUUCGAUUCUGGAUAUUAAUCAAUUCACUCAUGGAAGUUCAGAAGCCAUUAAAUCAGAAGUAUUCAAUUAUUAUUAUAAUUUCCUUUACUCGAUAUCUAAAUUAGCCAUGGAUUAUAUUACUUUAGAUUUAGGUUUAUUCGUCCCUGAUACCAAUCAUGAUUCGACAAUAGUAAUGGAUCAUUUGAAUAAAAUAAAAGGAAAUACCAAAAUCAUCGGUUCUUUCACAUCUCAAGAUCCUGAUUUUUGGAAAAUCAAAAUUAAUGGUCUUGCGAUAGUUGAAUUAUCACGAAAAUUAAAAUUAAAUUAUUUGAGAUUGAAUUCAUUUGCAACUCGAUUAUCAGAUAAUUUUAAAAUAUUCAAAUUUAAUCAAUUCGUUUCUGAAAAUUAUCCUAAUUUAACUAUUUCAACAUUUAAUAAUAAUGAAUUAGGAAAAUUCUCCAAAAUAUGUAAUAAAUUCUUAACUCCAGUUGAUAUCCCCAUUAGCUCCAAUCCAUCAUUAGUAUCGUCUCAAAUUCAUCAAGCUUUAUACUCAUCAUUUUUAUUACCAAGCUUGAAAUUCUACAUCAUGGGAAGAGAUGUAUCUAAUUCUUUAUCACCCGUAAUACAUAAUACAGCUUAUAAAGCUUUAGGAUUGCCUCAUACUUAUGCCACGUUUGAAUGUUCAACUUUAAUGCCAUAUUUAGCUGAAUUAGUUAAAUCACCAAAUUUUGGAGGUACGGCUAUUAUUAUGCCAUUUAAAUUAGAAGCUUUGAAAUAUGUUGAUUCCAUGUCAAAUCAUGUUAAAAUCAUUGGAGCUUUGAAUUCAAUUGUGGCAGAAAGAAGUUUUGAAAAUCCAAAUCAAAUAACUUGCAUUAGAGGUGAAAAUACAGAUUGGUUAGGAGUUCGAUUAUCGUUGAUUGAUAAUAUAUCGCCUAUAAAUGCUGUCAGUAAGAAUAAAACAGCUUUGGUACUUGGAGCUGGUGGUAUGAGUCGUUCGGCCAUAUAUGCAUUGAUCCAAUUAGGUUAUCAGAGAAUUUUAUUAUAUAAUAGAACAUUUAAUAAAGCUCAGGAUUUGGCUAAUUAUUAUAAUUCAUUAUCACCUAUAAGGCCAUCUUCAUCACUUUCAACAGGAGAAUAUGAUUCAAAUAUUGAUGAUUUAAAAUAUUUUGAAAUCAUCUUACUAAAUGAUGAUGAAUUCAAUGGAGGUAUUAUUCCUAAUAAUUUCAAUUAUCCAACCAUUAUUAUAAGUUGUGUUCCAAGUUCAGAUAGGAUAACAGGUCAACCUACCAAUAUUCAAUUCUCUCCUAAUUGGUUUAAGAGUCCCUCAGGAGGGGUUGUUUUAGAAACCGGUUAUGAACCAUUAAUAACACCAAUCCUUCAAAGAGCUAAACAAUAUAAAGAUAAAGGUUGGGUGUCAGUGAAUGGAUUGAAUUACCUUUAUGCACAAGCAUUAGCUCAAUUUGAGAUGUUUACAAAUAAACCAGCUCCAAGAGCAUUAAUGAAAUCAGUUGUGAUUGAACAUUAUAAAACUAACUACGCAUAA
Messenger RNA from Scheffersomyces coipomensis, 2631 nucleotides. RefSeq lists its product as uncharacterized. The transcript has 2 exons. Lineage: Eukaryota; Fungi; Ascomycota; Pichiomycetes; Serinales; Debaryomycetaceae. The record is from RefSeq and is a predicted model, not a curated record. Bases 1 to 2631 code for a protein of 876 amino acids. Gene Ontology annotation, molecular function: shikimate 3-dehydrogenase (NADP+) activity; 3-dehydroquinate dehydratase activity. Gene Ontology annotation, biological process: chorismate biosynthetic process; shikimate metabolic process.